AGUUGAGAAGCGGGAUAUCCAACUAACCGUCGAAACUCGAAACCCAACUACCAGUCUCAAGAAGAAUGAGGAGCAUGGGAGGACUGCUUGGUGUAGCUCACUGUAUCUCAACCUCCAUCCUUGGUUCUUCUACAAUAACUGCUACUCUGCAUCGAACUCUUCGAGGAUGGACGGGCAAGAAUGUUAUGUCCCUAUCCCUUCUUCUUCUCCUUCUACUUCUACUUCAUUCCAUGGGGAUCCUCAAGAAUCUGCUUCCUUGUCAUCGUCCUCGUCUUUGCCGCCUUCGUCUUCUUUGCAGGUUCAAGAAGAAGACCAUCAGACCCAUCAAGAGCAAGACCAGCAGCGGCAGACUAGAGUCACUUAUCGUGUCAACAUUUCAAUAUCCGAUGUGGCCUCGACCCAGAUGAGGGAUGAUGCCUGGUCUUGCCUCAUCGUGCUUGUUACCUUUUGGUUCUUCGCAGCAUCCAUGACUCUGAUACUUGGAUUUUAUGGAUCCGUUAAUUUACAAUUGGGCCCGAAUUACUCCCGUCUAUUGCAAGCCAAUUCGAUCUUUGUGCAGGAUAUCAAGGUGCAAGAAUUAGGAGAACCAAAGCUUGGGCCUAUCCUAUAUGGGUUUACAAAAAAACCUCCUCUUGAUGUUGAGAUGACUUGGUUUGAAAUCCAUAACGCUUCUAUUCCAGCUAAUUCCCACAAGGAGUGGAUAUAUUUCCUGAAUGAAGGAUCUCAACUGGAUAUUGUUUACAGUGUCAAAUCUCAGAGCUCCUCCCCUUUAUCCCUUAUAAUUGCAAAAGGUAAAGAAAGCUUGGUUGAAUGGAUUGAAGAGCCAUCAUAUCCCAAUACUACCUUGUCAUGGAAUAUCAUUUAUGGAAAAGGAAUGAUCAAACAGAAAAUUUUCAAGUCAUAUGAUUACUACAUUGCAGUGGGUAACCUGAAUUCAGAGGAGGUGGAGGUACAUUUGAACAUUACUAUACGAGCUCUCGUGUAUAAUACAACAGAGGCAUAUUACAAGUGUUCUCUUUCUCGCAGUUUAUGUAGUUUGAAGCUUUUCCUUUUUAGGGCCAAUGUUGCUGUCCUCACCUCUCCUGGUGCAGAACAGGAUACAGACACUGAUGACUUGUACGUCAAGCUGUUAUAUGGACCACGAUGGGUCACAUAUUUUGUCGGCUCAGGUGGAAUGACUUUGAUAAUCUUAGUGGCCUUAAAAGUCUGCAACCAUUUCCAAUCCACCACUGGAGAUGGGACUGGGCUUCAGACAGUACAGGUGGAUUCUGAGAGAGCACCAUUGCUCACAAACAAAGAUGAUGAUCUCUUGAGUUGGGGUUCAUCUUAUGAUUCAGUCUCUCAUGAUGAGGAUGACCUUGAAGAAUGGAUUGGAGUGGGUUCCUCUGGGGAAAACAAUAAUAAUCCCCGGCGUCUAUGUGCAAUAUGCUUUGAUGCACCAAGGGACUGCUUCUUCCUUCCAUGUGGACACUGUGCAGCAUGUUUCACAUGUGGAACAAGGAUUGCAGAGGAAGUGGGUACUUGUCCCAUUUGUCGUAGGAGAAUGAAGAAGGUGAGGAAGAUAUUCACGGUUUGAAUAGGAGUAUGCUUCAUUGGCAAAGUGCAGCAUGUAGAACAGUUGCAGUCUGUUGGUCAUCGGAGAAAGGCCAUCUGCUGUUUUGUGGAUGGACUCAGAUGCUUACACUUUGAAGACAAUGUAAUCAGUAACUGGCUUAUGAUAGAAUGUGUAUAAUAGAUGCAUUUUUCUCCCUUGUGAUUAAGAGUUGGCAUUGUAACGAAACAGGAGUGUGGAAUGGCGACCCAAUUUUUUUAGGUUGGUUUUCCACCAUGUAUUACCAUGAAUACAUUGAAGAGUUUACUUAAA
Molecule: messenger RNA, 1864 nt
Organism: Nelumbo nucifera (sacred lotus)
Lineage: Eukaryota; Viridiplantae; Streptophyta; Magnoliopsida; Proteales; Nelumbonaceae
Product: E3 ubiquitin-protein ligase APD2
Biological process (GO): cell cycle; protein ubiquitination
Cellular component (GO): endosome; plant-type vacuole membrane
Molecular function (GO): ubiquitin protein ligase activity
Source: RefSeq, a predicted model, not a curated record